Messenger RNA from Lasiosphaeria miniovina, 412 nucleotides. RefSeq lists its product as uncharacterized. NCBI's taxonomy places the organism in Eukaryota, Fungi, Ascomycota, Sordariomycetes, Sordariales, Lasiosphaeriaceae. The record is from RefSeq and is a predicted model, not a curated record. Bases 132 to 344 code for a protein of 70 amino acids. The transcript is spliced from 3 exons.
CGUCCAAGGUUUGAGUAACACGUUAUAAUACCCCUCUAUUGUCUAGGGAUUAGAACUUGUUUGUGGGCUUGUUUGGUCGGUCGCCCUUCUAUUGUGUCCUCGUUUCCGGUUUCCAUAGUGCCGUGUCGUUGAUGGAUAGAAACUUCCCUAUAGGGGUUAUGGUGAUAGCAUGUUUUAUUUUAUCAGCCAUUGAUGGUUUCUCCCCAUUCGCACAUCCACCUAAACGCACAAAGAUAUCUACAUCUCUCUUUUUUCCGCAAACCCCAUCAACCCAUCAGGGUCACGAAACACUGGGGCAGCUGGAGCCACGAGUUAUGAACCCCAAAAACCCCUUACCUAGUUAGCAGAGUAACGAGAAUGAAGACAGCGUAUAGUGAAGCUGAUGAAAAUUUACGGCUUUAUGAUUUUGCAU